Molecule: messenger RNA, 1101 nt
Organism: Stylonychia lemnae
Lineage: Eukaryota; Ciliophora; Spirotrichea; Sporadotrichida; Oxytrichidae
Source: the annotation of a GenBank genome assembly
AUGGCUAUCCGCUAUUUCAUUUAGUUUAAUCAUUAAAUUUAGAGUAGGAGAGGUUCAACUUUGAGGAGGUCAAAUAGUUUUGCAGAAAAGUCUAUUUAUUAACCAAUCCAGUACACCCCAAUGAGAAAUAGAAAGAACAUGCUUGAAAAAUCAUCAACAUAAAAAUCUAGUUUAAACAAUUCAUGCACGAUGAAGAAUCUGAGAAAUGACUAUGUCAAGCCAGUCAGUACAUUUGGAGUAAUAAUUAAAGCUCUUAACUAUAUUUUAAAGUGCUCUAAACGAGCUUUUAACUGGGAAAUGUACAGCUCUGAAUAAUAAGAAGCAAGAACGCUUAAAUCAAUGCGUUCAAGUUUAAAAAAUGAAAAUAAAAAGGGUUAACAACAAAGUAGAAACGAGCCAGUAAAGGCUUUUACUAAUACAGUUUAAAAUGAAUAUGGGGAGAACAGACUUACCAUUGAUGAAGACAUCAAAGUUAAUCCUAAGAAAAAAUAAGAGUCAUUCCUUAAAAGAGUUAGAAAUGGCUCAGGACCUCCAUCAUCAGUAGCUUCUCUUCAUUCAACUAUAAGUUUCAGAGAUGAAUAUGUAGAACCAAAACUAAAUACAUUAGGUGUAGAGAGCACCAAGAAACUCUAUGGCUAGGGUGAAUUCAAUAUAUUCUCUGGGUAAACAUUAGAUGAAAGGUAUUAAAAUCGCUAUGGCUUUGCUCCCUAGCCCAAGAAAGAUCCUAGCCUUAAAUAACUUAAUACAAAACUCAUGAAAAAGUUGCAUGGUCAAGGAGAAUUCGAUCCAUUAAGUGGGAAGACAUAUGAUGAAAGAUACAAAGAAAGAUAUGCUGCUCCACAUAGUGCAUCAACUCAAGAAAAAAAUCUUCCAUAGAAACAGUAAUCAGAAAAGUACAAUAGUAAUAAUAUGAAACAGGUACUGAGUAGCUAAUCUAAUGCCAUACCUAAGGCGUCUCAAAUUAGUGAGAAACCGAACAGGGCAAAUAGCUAGAAUUUAUCAAGUAGGCUUACUAUCAAGCCUAAUUUUAAACAGCUCCAACUAGAUUAAAUAAACUCACUUAAAACUGAUAUCUCAAUGAAGAAUGUUGCUACAUUGUGA